This is a messenger RNA of Humulus lupulus (European hop), 906 nucleotides long. RefSeq names its product gamma-interferon-responsive lysosomal thiol protein-like. Lineage: Eukaryota; Viridiplantae; Streptophyta; Magnoliopsida; Rosales; Cannabaceae. Gene Ontology annotation, molecular function: oxidoreductase activity, acting on a sulfur group of donors, disulfide as acceptor. The record is from RefSeq and is a predicted model, not a curated record. Bases 94 to 762 code for a protein of 222 amino acids. The transcript has 5 exons.
AUUAAUAUGUCUCUCUCUCUCUCUCUCUCUCUAUAUAUAUAUAUAUAUAUAAUAUUUAUAUAAGACACACAAAGUAGCAGCCAUAUCAGAAAAAUGGGUUCUCAAUCUGAUGAUCAAAGUCUGGUUUUCACAUAUGCCAUUAUCUUUUCAUUGCUCUUGUUUACAUUUCAGUAUAAUAAAACUGAGGCUUAUGAUGAGGAUUCAAAGAUGGUUUCUCAGAAAGUAAAUCUGUCAGUUUACUAUGAAGCUUUGAACCCAUCUUGUUCUUCUUUCAUAGUUAAAAACCUUGCUCAAAUUUUCGACAAUGGUCUCCACACCAUUAUCAAUCUCAGGCUGGUCCCUUGGGGCAAUGCUUUUUUCAACAAAUCUACCAACACCACCGUUUGCCAGAAUGGGUCAGAUGAAUGCAAGUUGAAUACUCUGCAAGCCUGCACCAUUAAUGUGUUGCAUGAUGUGAACAAGCAUUUUGCUUUGAUUUACUGCUUUGAGUUUCUGGCCAUUGAAGGAAGGCACAAGGAAUGGGGAAGUUGUUUCACUUCAUUGGGUUUGCCUCCAAAAUUGGUCAUGGAUUGCUUCAAUAGCUUAAAUGGAACAUUGCUUGAACAAAAACAUGCUGUGGAAACAGCACAACUCAAUCCUCCUCACACAGUUUUGCCUUGGGUGGUUGUUAAUAAUCAAUCUAUUGGAAAUGAUUAUAGAAAUUAUUCAAGCUACGUAUGCAAAGCUUACAAAGGUAUCCCAGUGCCAAUGGCCUGUCAUUAAUUUUUCCCUUGGAAGGAUCAGCUGAUUUUUUUUGGGGGGGUAUUAUUAUUAUUAUUAUUAUAGUCUCUGAAGAUGGUGAGGGUUGGUUAUGUUUGUAAAGCUUGAAUAAACACAAUGGAGCAAAAUACUGUAUUAGCAUACAUA